AUGAUUGGUGUUCCGGUAAAUCCUAAUUCAGUUUAUAUACCAAUAGUUCAAAAUGAUUUUCGACAAUCAAUUAAUAACAUAAAUCAUCGAAUAUCUUCAAAUAAAAUUUUAAUAAUUCUUGCUAUUGCUUAUGGUUUGAUCAUAGCACCUGGAAUUGUCUUUUUUAUUGUUGGUGGAAUAACAAAUAUUAAUUCUGAUAGACAUGGAUUUCCUAUAUUAGUAGGAAUAGCUAUUCCUUUGACUAUAAUUGGAUCAAUAGUUUUUGGUAGUGGAUGUUGUCUUAUACAAACAAGAUGUGUUGCACGACUACGACAAGCCAUUGCUGAAGAAUCAAUAAAAUAG
Messenger RNA from Rotaria sordida, 342 nucleotides. The record is from the annotation of a GenBank genome assembly. Lineage: Eukaryota; Metazoa; Rotifera; Eurotatoria; Philodinida; Philodinidae.